Molecule: messenger RNA, 1047 nt
Organism: Capronia epimyces CBS 606.96
Lineage: Eukaryota; Fungi; Ascomycota; Eurotiomycetes; Chaetothyriales; Herpotrichiellaceae
Exons: 1
Coding region: 1-1047 (348 amino acids)
Source: RefSeq, a predicted model, not a curated record
AUGGCAAGCCCGGCUCACUGUUUCUUCUGUUUUGAAGUCCUGUCCGCCAGUUUCGAACGCCGAGACCCGCCUACACUGCAAAAAGUCCUUGACUUGUACGAAGCAUACAAAGCCAAAGCACCCCCGCAGGAUGAGGGUACAGAAGCCACGGAAGAAGAGGAUGUCGAGAUGGAGUCGCAUACAGCGGAAAUAGAAGAAGAUGACGAACACGGGGAAGAAGACGACGGCGAUGAUGGCGACCAUGAGGAGAAUCACCGCAUUGCACGUCGAGACGUCGGUAAAUCUGGACUUCAACUGCCCAGUAUUUCCCGAUUGCAGGCGCGGUCAUCGUCCUCCAGGUCGUCUUUAGCAUCCUCUCCGUCGGUUUUCUCUCCGAAUUCGUCCAAUUCCCAGUUGACCACUCCCUCAAGUGCCACCUCCAUCACAUCUGUACCGCCAACCUAUGCUGCACAGGUCUCUGCGACCGAGUCAUAUCCGCUGUUCGUUACCUGGAAUACGGUCUCUCGCGCUGGUCACAAGUCUCUUCGUGGUUGCAUAGGGACAUUUGAAGCCCAUCCACUCGCUACAGGACUUUCUACAUAUGCACUGACUUCUGCCCUUGAUGACACGCGGUUCUCACCGAUACCGGCUUCAUUGUUACCGGCGCUUUCAUGCUCUCUGACCCUGCUUGCAGAUUUUGAGCCUUGUAACGAUGCCAUGGACUGGACUUUAGGACUCCACGGUCUCAAAAUCAGUUUCACGUAUAGGAAUCGGAGACACGGAGCGACAUAUUUACCUGACGUUGCAGUUGAGCAAGGUUGGGACAAGGAACAGACGGUGGAAAGCCUGAUGAAAAAGGCUGGAUGGGAUGGGGGCUAUGGAACCGGCGUGGCGAGACGGCUUUUGAGAGGCUCUCAGAGGACGGAUGUGCAACAGCCCUCUAAGCCCUGGGAUGAGGUCCAAGACUUCCGUGCAGUCAGGUAUACAGGCCUGAAGGCAAGUGCAUCGUACGCGGAAUGGCAGGAGUGGCGCACAUGGGUCGAGAAGAAUGGCAACGGGCUCGAGUAA